Molecule: messenger RNA, 1021 nt
Organism: Mucor mucedo
Lineage: Eukaryota; Fungi; Mucoromycota; Mucoromycetes; Mucorales; Mucoraceae
Product: RTC4-like domain-containing protein
Exons: 3
Coding region: 105-980 (291 amino acids)
Source: RefSeq, a predicted model, not a curated record
GUCCCAACUUUUUUUUUUUCUUACAAAGAUACCCCCGCGGAGGGAAUUUAAACUGUUUUUUAAUAUAUUUUCGCUCUCUCUCUCUUUUUCCUAUUAAAUUCAAGAUGGGUGACAAACGUCCCCAUUCCGAACCAUUGCUUCAGUCGAACAAACGUCUGAAGCGAUUGACCAUGCCAAAGCGAGUUAAAAAAGGAGACGACACGAUUGGAGAAAAACUAGAGACCAUUCGAAAGACGGUGACCACAGUGAAUGAACAAGAAUACGAAUGUAAUUUAUGCGGCGAAGUGCUGAAAGAACCUUAUCCUCGUCCACUGAAACGAUUAAUUGAUACCGUGAAAAAGAACGAACGUGAAUACCGCAAAGAACAAGAGGAGGAGUACAAAGUGCUUAAAGCACAAUGCGAGGCAGAAGGUCGACUCGUACCUCCGUUUACUUUUUUAAAGGGCGGGAUAUCCAAGAACGAUCAAUCGUUUAUUUGUCGUAUGCACAAGGUAGAAUUGGUGUAUAAACCCAUGGCGAUUGAAAAGGGAUACCCGACACACAUUGAGUUUGAGGAGAUUGGAGCACGCGUGAAAUUGUUCGAGUCGGAAUUAAAGGAUAUUGUGGAAGGCAGGUUGGAGAGUUCGUUUCUGGAGACGGUGAUGCGUGUGCACCAAGAGCUGGGGUCUGUCAAGGCACGUCAGACGAAACAAUUAAUGACUCGUUUUGAAGAGACGCUGCCGGGUUACUAUGGUAACAGAGGGUCGCACUAUAUUUUGGAAGCAUUAGACAAGAUGUUUGUCAAGACGGAUUAUUUAGAUAAGCAAAAGACAAGUCCGUUGACACCUGUGGAAUAUAUGCAGCAAGUGAUGGUACCUGAAUGUGGUAUACGAUUAAUCAAGCAGGACUUAAAUUUAGAGAAUUUACAAGAGGCGAGUAAAGUGAUGAAAGAGAGUAGCGAAUACGGAAGCACUGUUUAUAACAAGCUGAAAAAGAAGUAAAUAAAAAAAAAAAAAAAAACCAAAAAAAAAAAAAAAAAAAA